AUGGACACCUUCAAUCUACCGGAGGUACCCCGGUCAGAACCUGUUCUUCCUCCUCCAGAGCCACCCUCAUCCCCACCGUCUAUUGCUUCCGAUGGUCGCAGGCCUAGAAAGCCACCAACUGUAACGCCCCGGUCAUUCCGUCGAUUCUUUACCCCGCGUUCUUUAUUACCAACUGGGGAUACUUCUAUCACACCAUCAACCAGUCGUCAGGCCUUACGGGCACUAACAUCGCCCGCGGUGAAUCGUCUGGGGCCGGCCUUUUCGAGAACAUCCAAGGCUGGCAGCACCAGAAGUCCUCACGAUGGCUUGCCGGAAGACUUCAUUCGUACCCCGAGCAGGAAAAGAAAGAACUCAUUCUCCUCAGUUGUCUCUCCGCAGUCCUCGCCUCUGAAGAGAGUCCGUGUCCGAUCUCCGACGCAGGAUGUGGAACAAGAUAUCAAAAUUCCUAAUAUCGACAUCCAUCUUGAUGCAUUAGCACCACCGACGAAACCCCCGGUGGCCCCUGUGCGCCGCUCCAAGGCAUUACAAUCAUCUGGUGCUUUGUUUAUGCGAACUGUAACGGGGGCUCAGGCAAAUAAAAUAACAUUGCGAUCCAACUCUGGCGUUGGCUGGCAAGAUCUUACUUCCAACUUCUAUUCGCAACCGAGUGACCAUCACAUCUGCCAUAGCUACGCAUCGGAGGGUCCAUUGGCCCUCCCAUUCUGUAAUGCUUCAUGUAACACAAAUUCUCUUGUUGCGGUGGGCGACGAAGAGGGUGGAAUUCGACUCUUGGAUUCAUCGAUUGACGAAGAUGCUGGGUUCACUAACGCAUAUCUUGGGUUCCGUCCGCACAUGAACUCGAUCAUGGACCUCGAGUUCUCAUCGGACGACAUGCUACUAGCCACCGCAUCUGGCGACCAAACGUCUCUUAUUAUUGACAUGACAACACAACGACCCAUCCACUGCUUAUCGAAUCACUCCUCCUCCGUUAAGCGUGUCCAAUUCCAACCGGCGUCCAACAAUAAGGUUCUUGCUACGUGCAGUCGGGAUGGAAAUGUCAAUAUUUGGGAUCUCCGCUGCAAAGGGUUUGAACGGCCUGCGCUUCAAGUUCAAUGCUCCCUGGAAUCCGAAUCCGAAAACGCCGCGACCACUGCACCUCCAAAGAUGCUAUACCCACACGUUCUGAAUACUAUUGAAGGUGCUCAUGCAUAUACAACCUCUCAUAAACCGGCUGUGGACAAAAAUGAUGCGCCACCAUUUGGCCGAACCGACAUCACUGUUACUUCCCUCGCUUUUCUCUCGCCUGGCCGCGAAAAUCUUUUUGUUACGGCUUCUGAGGCUAGCGCAAGUGUCAGACUUUGGGACUUGCGAACAGCACAUAACAAUCGUCGUGGCCGACCCGUCAUCCCUCUAUCUACGACACAAGAGCCAGAAAGCCAUUUGAAGUAUCGACGCUUUGGCCUGACUUCCAUGGCGUUCGGAGGAGAUGGUUCACGCUUGUACACACUUUGCCGAGACAACACCGUUUACACGUACUCGACAUCACACUUAAUUCUCGGGCAUGCUCCUGAACUUUCACUCAACAACAACCGUCCACGAAGGACUGGAGGCUCCGACAAGGACGGUCUUGGGCCUCUCUAUGGUUUCCGCCACCCUCGUCUUCAAAUUUCCUCAUUCUAUGUGAAACUGGCUGUACGCAAAGCAACCCAGGAUCAUCCGGAGAUGCUAGCUACUGGGAGCAGCGACCACUGCCCCAUUCUUUUCCCUACCGAUGAACGAUACCUCAAUUCUCCCGUGAAAGCACCAGCCGAAUCUCUGCCUAGCAGGACUUCCCUUUUCACUGCCCGUCCAGGACUUCGUCGCACCAACUCUGGAAUUGGCUUGACCGGCCGUCUCGAAGAUACUAUCCCAAUCCACCAAUCAGGCACCCCUCUCAUCGAAGGCCAUCAGAAAGAGGUCACUGGCCUGUCCUGGACGCCAUCUGGUGACCUCAUUACUGUGAGCGACGACUACUCCGCUCGAUGCUGGCGUGAGGGACCCGAGGCUCGCGAGCUCCGAAACGGUGGUGAAACUGAGGGUAAACGCUGGAUGUGUGGCUGGGCUGAUAUGAAAGACUCAAUUGACGACGAAGAUGAAUGA
Penicillium concentricum is the source of this 2118-nucleotide messenger RNA. Its product is annotated as WD40 repeat domain-containing protein. Gene Ontology annotation, molecular function: protein-macromolecule adaptor activity; protein binding. The coding region runs from base 1 to 2118 and encodes 705 amino acids. The transcript is spliced from 4 exons. The record is from RefSeq and is a predicted model, not a curated record. Gene Ontology annotation, biological process: proteasome-mediated ubiquitin-dependent protein catabolic process. NCBI's taxonomy places the organism in Eukaryota, Fungi, Ascomycota, Eurotiomycetes, Eurotiales, Aspergillaceae. Gene Ontology annotation, cellular component: nucleus.